Messenger RNA from Amphiprion ocellaris (clown anemonefish), 1157 nucleotides. It is a transcript of the gene nr0b2a, whose product is annotated as nuclear receptor subfamily 0, group B, member 2a. The coding region runs from base 87 to 854 and encodes 255 amino acids. Gene Ontology annotation, cellular component: nucleus; cytoplasm. The transcript is spliced from 2 exons. The record is from RefSeq and is a predicted model, not a curated record. Gene Ontology annotation, biological process: circadian rhythm; negative regulation of transcription by RNA polymerase II. Gene Ontology annotation, molecular function: transcription corepressor activity; transcription factor binding. NCBI's taxonomy places the organism in Eukaryota, Metazoa, Chordata, Actinopteri, Pomacentridae.
AACAGCAGCAGUGCUCUCAAGCUCAUAAAGAUCCCAUCCUGUGAGAGGACGCAUAGACCGAGUGUGUAACUGCAAAUCAAAUAAAAAUGGAUAACGGAUGUCGUUGUUCAAGCAGCAGCGAUAGGCUUUCCAACCCUAUCCUCUACAACAUCCUCAGCCAAAUGGAUAGCAGCAAACCCAGCCAAGACUACAUCUCAGUACCUCACAGAUGCAACUGUGAGGUGCCCCGGACUGUGUGCUUGAAAACUCCGUCUGAGAUUUGCAAAGAAGCCUCGGCGGUUCUGGUUAAAACCCUCCACUUCAUGAAGAACUUACCUGCUUUUAACCAGCUGCCGCCCAACGACCAGUUCACACUUCUCAGGAGCUGCUGGGCGCCGCUCUUCAUCCUGGGCCUGGCUCAGGAGCAUGUGAACUUUGAGGUGAUGGACGUCCCCACCGACAGCAUGCUGAAGAAGAUUCUCCUGAACCGCCAGGAGAGUCCAGACAUGGAGCGGGAGCAGCCCAGCAUGGCCGGCGUCAGCAAACUCAAGGGCUGCCUCAAAAAGUUUUGGAGUUUGGAUUUGAGCCCAAAGGAGUACGCAUACCUCAAAGGAACCACGAUAUUCAACCCAGAUGUUCCAGAUUUAAAGGCGGCUCUGUUUGUCGAAGGCCUGCAGCAGGAGGCUCAGCACGCCCUGAGCGAGGUGGUCCAGCCUCUUCACCCAGGUGACCACGAUCGCUUUGCUCGGAUCCUCCUCACGGCCUCCAUGCUGCAGAGCAUCACGCCCAGCCUCAUCACCGAACUCUUCUUCAGGCCCGUUAUAGGACAAGCGGACCUGCUGGAGCUGCUGGUCGACAUGCUCUUCUGCAGAUAGAAGGGGUUGGACUUCUUGGAGAAAACCGAGUGCUGUGCUUGAACUUUUUCCGAACAGCAGGCUGCUCUAAAAGGCACUUAGAGACGCCAGUAUAAACUGUGAAGUGGUGAACAUGGGAUUAUGAAAAUUGCUUGCAUUUCCACUGAAGCUGAGGUCACUUUAACCCAGUCUGAAAAUCCACAGAAGUGGAAAGAUUUGACUGUUAAAAUACUUGAUUCUUUCUGUUUCUCUCAUUGUUGUAACUAAGCGUUGUCUGCAUUUACAGAAGAUUUCUAAUAAAUAUAUUUUUGUACAUGAACGUAA